This is a messenger RNA of Prorocentrum cordatum, 1113 nucleotides long. Lineage: Eukaryota; Dinophyceae; Prorocentrales; Prorocentraceae. The record is from the annotation of a GenBank genome assembly.
GACAUGCGGGCAAGGCUCAAGGAGAUGGGCCAGCCAAUCUACGGCAGAAAGGACGAGCUGUGGGCCAGGCUCAGCGAUGCGGAGCGGAGGCUCACGGCGCACCACCUGAAGAUGAAGGAGUUGGAGCGCAGGCACGAGGAGUCCGUUCAGGGAGGACCCGCGAUAGCACCGCGAGAAGUAGCAGGGCCAGCAGCGCCCACGGAUGCAGAACGAGCAGCUCAUGAACUGCUGCACCUCACGAGGGCGCCGUGGCGCGAAGCCUGCGUGCGGGGGAACGAGACGACCAAGCCGCACAAGACCCUCACAUUCGACCAGAAGGACACUGGGAAGGCGCAGAUCACCCUGGACUUCUGCUACCUGGAGACCAACGGCGACUGGACGGAGAUCGGAGAUGAGGAGCCGCCAGCGGCGGACAUCUUCGCGACGACGCUCGUGAUGGCAGACAGGGGCACGCUGAUGUUCAAUGCAGUCUCGAUGCCCACCAAGGCGGUCACGGACUACGCAAUAGCCAGCGUGAGCAGCUUCAUUGAGGGCAUGCAUCUCACGACGGCGGACAUCAAGACGGACGGCGAGCCCACGAUCGUCAACCUGGUGGAGGAGGUGCGGAAGAGGCUGAGCAAAAGCAUCAAGCUGGAAGAGAAGCGUGGGAACCUGAAGGACAGCCAGAGCAUGGGCGCGAUUGAGGCUCCGAUCAGAUGGUUUCAGGCGAAGGUGAGGACGUACAAAUUCGACCUGGAGAAGCGCUAUGGCAUGAAGAUCACAGCGGACGCACCGAUCUGGUGUUGGCUUACACGAUACGUUAGCUGGGCUACCUCUACGUACCGACCACGAGCCGAUGGGAGGACGUCCCAUCAGGCAGCCUACGGAGUGACCUACAACGGAGAGAUUCUCCCCUUUGGCGAGACGGCUCUCUUCAAGACCCCGAUCUCCCACACGAGGCAGAUCACGGCUACGUCCCUGAAGCAUAAGGGCGAGUCGAGUUUCGUGAAGGGCAUCUGGAUCGGGAAGCACAAGGAGAGCGACGACCACCUGUUCUUGACGCCAGCGGGCUGGCACCGCGCAAGAACAUGCAGGCGGCUGGAGCCAGCAUUGCGGGCAGAUGACAAGCUGAUG